Molecule: messenger RNA, 2739 nt
Organism: Trichomonas vaginalis G3
Lineage: Eukaryota; Parabasalia; Trichomonadida; Trichomonadidae
Product: spectrin binding
Exons: 1
Coding region: 1-2739 (912 amino acids)
Biological process (GO): protein phosphorylation
Cellular component (GO): nucleus; cytoplasm
Molecular function (GO): ATP binding; protein kinase activity; protein binding
Source: RefSeq, a predicted model, not a curated record
AUGGAGCAACUUCCAUCCCUAGAGCCAUUAAAUUACGAAGACUACCAAAAAUUAGAUACAAUAUCCAUUACAGAAUCUCGUACAGUGUACACGUGCAUGAACGAAACGACAGGAACAAUUUAUGCAAUGUACGAGUACAACAUGAUUGAUACAUCGCCAACAGGUAUCGGCAAAUUAGCGAGAAUGAUACAAAGAAUGAAGCAAAUAGAACAUCCAGGUAUAUUGCCUGUUGUUGGUUACACUUUUGCCGAUCCUGAAACUCAUCAAAAUCCGAUUGUUAUUUACGAAUAUCCGGGUGGUGAGAAUCUGUCGGCAAUUAUAGACUCUAUUUCUCUAGGUAUGAAGAAUACAACGAUGGAUUUCACUACAAUAAUGAAAUUAAUUUACGGUAUACUUGCAACAAUCACAUUUUUACAUGAAAAUAAUAUAGUCCAUGGCGAUAUUCAGCCAUCUAGCAUAUUUUUAACAGAUAAUAAAGAACCAAAAAUUGCAUCGGUCGGAAUAUUGACUCAAAAUCCAAAUACGUAUCAACAAACACACGAUGUGCAUACAAUGCUUAUGCUUUCAGCAGAAAUGUUUUCGAAAAACAUACCUUUUCUCACAAUUCAAUCAGAUAUCUACGCUUUGGCUAUGCUAAUAUAUCGUAUCUCCGCUCCACCACAAAUAUUCAAGCGAGAUGAGUUUGGCGGCUCUUUUUCAGAUUACAUUAUCAACAAUUCAGGUUUACCUCAAAAUAUCAGAGCUUUUUCUUUCCUUUGUGACUUCAUUACGCAAGGUUGGGAGAAGAACCCUGAUAAUCGACCAUUAUUACAGACUAUUAUUCAACCUUUCAAAAGAGAUGUUUUAUUAUAUUGUAGGAAGCUCAGAAAAGAUGAAUUUAAUGCAUAUGCAGAAACUAUGGAACAACAACUUACAUUAUCUACUUCUGGAAAUGCAAUUCAUCCAAUAAAUACUCGAGAAGGAGUUCAAUUUCAGAUAAGUUUAAUGAGCGUCAAGGAUGUCAUGAAUACGAAGGAAGUACAAGAUAUAUAUGCAAUUAAAGACCUCGGAAGCAAAGCAAAAGAAAGAGCUGUUUUUAUUAUUUUGAUGCAAGACGCUCUGAUGGAAAUAACGCCAGAAAGAUUCGAUAAUACCUGCACAUGGAUACUAAAGAACGUGAAUUUCUCUGAUCAGUCGCAUUUGACAAGUUUUAUUAAUAAUUUGAUGAUUGCGUGCAAAGUUCGCUUCAAAUGCAUUGAUAUUUAUUGUAAGAUGAUCAUAGAGUUGCUGAAAUACGAUACAAACUUCUUAAAUACUGCUCAGAUAAAAGAAUUAUAUCUGAAAAAGAUUUUUACGCAGAUGCUGGCUGGAGAACCUUAUCCUUCAAUGUGUUCCAACGUAUGCUUGCUAAGAUGCCUCUGUAAUGCUGGUGUUUACAAAAUUGAAGAAAUUAUUGAAGGAAUUAAAGAAUUUUACUACGAAAAGACCCGUCAGAAACGUCUUGUUUGCCUUAUAUUCUCAUGGUUCGCCAAGGAAAUUUUCGAAAGAGACCAAAAUUUGUUCAAAGAUGUGAUGGAAUUGUUCAGAGUAAAUUGCCAAGAUGUUUUCUUCCCAGGAGCUUAUAGAACUUUCUACGAAAACUUCGAGAAGUUGAAAGCUGAUGACUGGAAGCUCUUUAAAGAGAAUGUUUCGGCAAAUCCAGAUAGAAAUACGUUACUCGGGUCGAUUUUCCAUGAUGACCUUCAAGAAUUCAGCAAGAUAGCACAGUCAAUGAACUUGGACGAAGGUUAUCUUGUUCCUCCAGACACAUAUGAAAUUUGUUGUAUCGCAGACGCUUCUCCUUCACUUUAUAUGUACACGAAUGUAUACGGAUCCAAUCAGAUAUACGAAUACAUCCGUCCGAAGAAGAAAGUAGGCGCAAUUGCGACAAAUUACGCAAAAGGACCAAUUUGGGACAAAAAACACCGAAUGCUGCCAUUAUUUGCAGCAGCAGGUGGAAAAACAUCAUUCUUCCGCAGAUUCGCCAACAAAGAACUCGAUCCUCUCGACGGAUCUCUCGGAAUGGCGAUCACUUUUUACCAGAAGGCCGUUUACGAUCUUUUGAUACAGAAAAAGUACAAUCCAAAUAUUCCUGAUAAGGAUGGCCGUCUUCCGAUUGUUGUUUCCGCGAUUACUAAUAAUAUCUCAAUUUUAUUAGACCUGUUAAAGCGCGGAAUCCUUCCAAACGAGACAGAAAUCUUCCAAAGAACAGCUCUCCAUGCAGCAGCCGAGUACGGAAACACAGAUGCGCUUUAUAUGUUACUUGACAUAUCAGGAAUCGACGUAAAUGCAGGGGAUGCGUGGGGAGUAACACCUCUGCAUAUCGCUGCUGACAAUUGCCAGAUCGAUUCCAUCAGAUUAUUACUGAAUACGCCACAAGUUGACGUAAACGCCAGAACUGAUGAAGGAAAGACACCUCUGCACAUCGCUGUUGAGACUGAUUAUGAUUACAUCGUUAAAUUCUUUGUUGACGUCCCAUCUGUUGAUGUAAAUGCGAAAACUAAGUCAAACAAGACUCCUUUGCAUAUAGCAACAAAGAAGAGGAACGUGCAAAUCGUACAGUUGCUGCUUUCAAGGACUGACAUUUUGCUUGGAAUUGCAGAUAAAAAAGGAAGAACUCCUUACAUGAUUGCAGUGGAAAACGAAGACCAGAAACUCAUCGAAAUAUUCGAAGAGUUCGCAAAUAAGAGGAAACAACAGGAAUCUUGUAAGAUUUUCUAA